Galeopterus variegatus (Sunda flying lemur) is the source of this 798-nucleotide messenger RNA. It is a transcript of the gene APCS, whose product is annotated as amyloid P component, serum. Gene Ontology annotation, biological process: innate immune response. NCBI's taxonomy places the organism in Eukaryota, Metazoa, Chordata, Mammalia, Dermoptera, Cynocephalidae. Gene Ontology annotation, molecular function: complement component C1q complex binding. The record is from RefSeq and is a predicted model, not a curated record.
AUGGGUGAGGUUCAAGUGCCCAAGGACAGAGCCACGAAGAAGCUUCUUCUGGGUGUCCUGCUUUUCACCAUUCCUGCAGAAGGAGUGACACAGUCAGACCUGAGAGGGAAGAUGUUUAUUUUCGCUCAAGAAUCAGCCACAGCAUAUGUGUCCCUGAUCCCCAAGGUGAAGAAGCCACUGCAGAACUUCAUGCUGUGCCUGAAAGUCAUGGACCUUACCCGCCCUUACAGCCUCUUCUCCUACAACACUCCGUCCCAGGACAAUGAGCUGCUUCUCUUUGUCAACAAAAUGGGAGAGUACAUGCUGUACAUUGGGAAUUCUAAGGCCACUUUCCAGGCCCCCCCAUCACCCUAUGCCCCAAUCCAUGUCUGUGCAAGCUGGGAGUCUGCCUCUGGGAUUGCUGAACUCUAGGUGAAUGAGAAGACUGUGGGGAGGAAAGGUGUGAGGAAGGGGUACUCUGUAGGGGCAGAGGCAAAGAUUAUCCUGGGACAAGAGCAGGAUUCCUUUGGGGGACAUUUUGAUGCAAAACAAUCCUUUGUUGGGGAGAUAUGGGAUGUGUCCUUGUGGGAUUAUAUUCUUCCCUUAAAGGAGGUGUGUGAGUUCCGUUAUGGAGGCGACCUCCUGAACUGGCAGGGCUUGACUUAUGAAGACAAAGCCUAUGUGGUGACUAAACCCAAGGUCCACACCUUAAGCCUCAUUCCAUUUAGUCAUGAUUCAUAUUUAGUGAUAAUCACAUACUCUUUGAAAUUAAAUCCAUUAAUUUUAUUUUUGUUUUCUGGCUCCAUUAAGAUGGUGUAA